UGGGAAGAAAGGCAUGUAUGAAUUAAACCAAAACCAUUCGUCUUGAUAAUCUGUCCUCAUCGAGAAUUCUUGUUCCAAUUCAACAAUUCUCCUUGCUAGCCCUUCCCAAUAUCCUUCCUGCCAACACCUGGUCUCAGAGUCUAGACCCAUCAUCACUUCGGUUGUCUUCAGAAACAUGCGGGCGCCAUGGAUCCCAAUACCAAACUCAUCCUCGACGAACUUCACAAGGGCUUCUCCAACGAGCAGGUCGGUCACUUGGAGUCGGCGGCAGCAGUAUUCGAUGAGGGCAAGCCGCGGAUCGAAGCAUUCGUGGAGGAUGUCAAGCUCGAAGUGGGCAAGUUGUCGCACCACUGGGAUCGAUCCGUCCGUGACAUCACCAACACUGGUCCGGGUAUCAUCCCCAACCCCAAGUCAGUGACGGAGCGCCCACCUGCUCUAGAUGGUUCCGCUGACGGCUCUGAUGGGCACUGCGACACUAACUGUUACCGGGACUGGGAGGGUGGAUUUGGAUCGGUUUAUGUCCAAACCCAUCUCCUGAUCAAGGGUAGUUUGGCCACAUUUAUGAAGAAAUUUCUAGCUGACAAGCUCACUGGUGUGCAACCCUUGCCCAGUGCUCUUCAUGUGCAGGUUGCCAGGGGAGGGAUUAUGGCUUGCUCAUCUCAUUUGCCAGCAGCUUAGUUUCCAUUCAUCAUUGAAGAUUAUACCUCUCCAAUAGUAUGAUUUGAUUGUUGUCAUGGACUGGCUGAAAUUUCAGUCCAAUGAAGGUGGAUUGGAAAAAGAAAUGGAUGUCUAUUCCCUACCAAGAUACUACAACCUUUUUGCAAGGACGUCAUCUUGUUGAUGAGUUGUUAGUUCACAUUUGCGGUAUGAUUGUGAGUCCUCUUGAAGUCUAAAUGCAUAUCGGUGCCCAACAGUGGCCACUUGAAAUA
Messenger RNA from Panicum virgatum (switchgrass), 929 nucleotides. RefSeq lists its product as uncharacterized. The transcript is spliced from 3 exons. NCBI's taxonomy places the organism in Eukaryota, Viridiplantae, Streptophyta, Magnoliopsida, Poales, Poaceae. The record is from RefSeq and is a predicted model, not a curated record. Bases 187 to 678 code for a protein of 163 amino acids.